Messenger RNA from Vigna umbellata (rice bean), 726 nucleotides. The record is from RefSeq and is a predicted model, not a curated record. NCBI's taxonomy places the organism in Eukaryota, Viridiplantae, Streptophyta, Magnoliopsida, Fabales, Fabaceae.
CAUACUGUGCCAUUAUGCUCUCUGUACAAUUUUUUCUUUUUCAACCAACUACUUAACCAUUGAGAUGGGGUAGCUCCAUCACUGCAACACAAGCAGUUCAUAGAUCGUUUUCUCCAAAUUUCUCUCUCCACAGAAUCAGAUUGAUGCUGCAAACCUGUUAAAUAUAUAUUUAUAUAUUUAUAAGGUCCUGUAUGAAUCUGUUGCACACCUAAUCACAGGUAUGGAUUUGGAAGAUGGUGCUAAAAGGGAGCUUGAGAAAGUAGUUGGUGUAAAAAAAUCAAAGGGUUUUCCUCUUGGUGGGAGUAGAACUAGUCUAGCUUCUAUGGAGUCCUUGUCCAUGCCUCAGGUUCAAGAGGUUGUUCUCUCUGCAGACAUGCAAUGUGAAAAGUGCCAGAGAAGGGUUACUGACAUCAUUGCAAAGAUGAAUGGUUUUGUUGAUCUUGAGCAGAGACAGAGUCCGUAGUGUUUAAUGUUUUGGAAAAGAAAGUGACACUUACUUUCAAAUCAGCAUCUAUGGAGAAAGUUAGCACUCGACAAAUUACUCAGAUCAACAAGAAUUCACUCCCCAAAAUUGCCAUCAUCAAACGGAUCUUUCGCUCUUCCCGAUCUUGAACAAAUAUUCAUAAUAUUUUUCUACACUCAUUUCACUAUGUACAGACCAAAAUUUCUGGAUUCAUCAUUCAAUAUGAGUUUGACAGAUGAACUGUAUUAUUCAUGACUCAAUCU